AUGUAUUUAAAAAGCUAUUUUGUAAAGCAAAUGUCUUGUGACUACGCUGAAAGCCUCUCGCCUUAUGAGGAUAAGGGUAUUUUAGGAACAGCUGAAAUUUUUGAGCCUUCUGAAAUUGUUCACAAGAAAGUUGAAGAGUUGGUCGAUCUAAUGUUAGCAUCGAAGCAUACAGUUGUUCAUACUGGAGCUGGUAUCUCUACUUCUAUCGGCAUUCCCGAUUUUAGAGGACCAAAUGGCGUGUGGACUUUAGAAAAGCAGGGAAUUAAACCAAAAAUUGAUAUCGAUUUCAAAGAAGCCAUUCCUUCAAAAACUCAUAGAGCAUUGAAACUUCUUGUUGAACGUGGAUAUAUUCAGUUCAUUAUCAGUCAAAAUAUUGACGGUUUACACAUGAGAUCUGGUGUUAAAAGAGAUAGUUUGGCAGAACUUCAUGGGAAUUUUUUCGUAAGUGAAUGUCCUAAGUGCAAGAAAAGAUUUGUCAGAUCAACACCAAGUCCGACAGUGGGACAAAAACCUAUUGGGGACACAUGUCCAAAUCAAAUACGCAGUUGCCGUGGUAAAGUUAUUGACACAAUACUAGAUUGGGAGGGCGACCUUCCCAUUGAUGACCUUCAUUUAAGCGUUAUGCAUUCAACAAUCGCAGAUUUGAAUAUUGGACUCGGUUCCAGUUUUCAAAUUAUGCCAAGUGGUCGUUUGCCCUUGCGAAACUCAAAGUUUGGGGGUAAAUUUGCUCUUGUAAAUUUGCAACCAAUAAAAUUAGAAUCUAAAGCCGAUCUCAUCAUUCACACAUAUGUUGAUGAUGUUCUUGAACGAGUACUUAAGCGACUAGGGAUUGAAGAGAUUCCAGAAUAUGACGUUUCCAUUGAUCCCACAAAGAAUCAAAACUGUGAAAGCUGGGAUUUCCAUCCACUUGUAAUGAAAGAGGUGGACAAAAUCUAUAAAGCCCGAACAAGCAAGAAACAAAAAUGUUUAAAAUCCGAAAAAUCACAUCCAGAUAAUCAUGAAAACAGCCUGAUGAUGUCUUCACAUCAUGGAUCAAAUGGAUUACGAACGAACGGCAUAUUCAAUGGAGAUAUCGACUCUAAUGACUCCAAUAAUAAUUACAAUAAGCAUCAUAAUCAUCAUAAAAGAUCAGCUGUAUGUAGUGGAGUUAGCGUAGGAGAAGGUAGCAGUUCAAAACGUACAAAAAUGAGUGUGCCAACUGAUAAAAUUACAAAAAUUGACACAGCGAAUGAUGGUAAAACACAAAAUCAUUAUAAUAUUAUGGACAAGCUGAAGGAACUCUAUAAAGAAUUAAAAAACGACAAAAGUUGUAAAGAACUUAAUCUUUCUCCUUCGUCAUUUCUACUUGAUAAACUGGUCACGCGUGAACGCCUUCACACAUUAAUAAUCAAUUUAUAUCCAGGAAAUAAAGGAUAUUCUCUCGCUUAUCGACCAGCAACCUCUACACCAACGACUUCUAAUAAUCAAAGAAAUCAUCAACAUUAUUAUCAUCCUAAUCAUAAUCCACCUGUAAAAGAGCGAACUGCUUUUGAGUCGCAAUUAAUACUUGCAACGGCUCCUCCAAUUUGUCUGGAUCCUUCGCCAUCGAUAGGGAUUGCUGCAAUAAAUGCGACAAGAGAACGAGCACCUCUAGCAAUAGAAGGUGUUAGACAAACUGCUAAACGUUUCCUCCAAGUAACUAAAAAUAGGAAUAAUAAAUUAGAGAAAAAGACGCAUUAUCAUCAGACUGCACUUGCUUCACAUCUCGCUAUUGAAAGACGUGGCUUGAAACGUGAAACAGCAAAACAUAUUUACGUACCGGAACUUAAGGAACCUCAUCAUCUUGAUGGUGUUGAAACUGUUAUGUUAAGAAGCCUUCCGGCUAUUCCGCCUUCACGAGGUUUGGACUGGCAACCGAAAAAUACUGAACGACUAACGUUUGAAACGGAUCGUGAUAACUGUCAAUAUCGUGUUCGUGUAGAAUUAUUUGAAAGAGCAACAAGUUGUGAAGUAACAGGACAAUUGACAUUAGAGAGACAGAAAGUCGGACAAUCAAGUGGUCGAAUGUGUCCUUUCAAACUAUCAUCACCGCUUGCUGCUCGAAGAUAUGUUAAAGAAUUUAUGGGCAUUUUCACUGAAGAAGGAAGAAAGUUUGUUAAAAUUACCCACGAGAGAGAAACAAGAGCAGGAAGGGAGGUGAUGGAAAUGCAAACUGGUGAAAAAGCUCAAACAGCAACAAAAGUUCAAACUCUUCCAUCAGGAAUCCAAACUCUUCCUUCGCCGCCUCCUGCUCUCGUAGCAACUGCCCCACUGAAAUUAACAGCCCCACAAAGGAUUAUUUCAACGACACGACCUUCUCCAACUCAACAGGUUGUUGUUCUGGCUCAAGUAAAACAAGAAUCUUCAGGAAAUCAAGUGAUAAAGAAUCUCCUUAAUCAGCCGAGAGCACCGAUGACACAAACUAUGGUGAAUGGAAAUCCUGAAGGCCUUCAAACUGUCUACUUACAAGUCGACCAAUCAAACUUAAUUCAUAUGGGUAGCACUAUGCCCGCUAAUCUUCAGUUUCAACAACUAAUUGCAACUCCCGUGACACAAGCAUCAACAUAUACUAUGAAUGUACCGGUACAAGGUGCAACACCACAGCAAGUCACUGUUGUAAAACGUCAACGUGAUAUACUUAAGAAACGAGACAUAAUAGGAGUUUUCUCUGAUGAGUUUUUGUCCUUGAGUUCUGUAUGAAUAAAUAUGUAUAUAGGAAAAAAGAUGUUUUCAUUUGCUUUUUAGUUAUAAAAAAAUGAUGUUUGUCUUUCAUAAAUUCUCCAUCUUUUG
Messenger RNA from Clunio marinus, 2808 nucleotides. The record is from the annotation of a GenBank genome assembly. Lineage: Eukaryota; Metazoa; Arthropoda; Insecta; Diptera; Chironomidae.